Molecule: messenger RNA, 2572 nt
Organism: Oppia nitens
Lineage: Eukaryota; Metazoa; Arthropoda; Arachnida; Sarcoptiformes; Oppiidae
Gene: Zasp52
Product: PDZ and LIM domain protein Zasp-like
Exons: 13
Coding region: 179-2530 (783 amino acids)
Biological process (GO): actin cytoskeleton organization; heart development; muscle structure development
Cellular component (GO): adherens junction; stress fiber; Z disc
Molecular function (GO): muscle alpha-actinin binding; actin binding
Source: RefSeq, a predicted model, not a curated record
UUUUGUUGAAGAGUUUGAGGCCCUGUGUGUUGUUAACAAGCGAUUGGCUUCAAAAGUAUUUUUCAGAUAUCAAAAGUUGAUAACAAAAUUUAUUUAAAGAAUUUUUAUAAGUUAUAGUAAAAAACCAAUUUUAUAAUAUAUAAAGAAAUUGAAAAUCAAAAAUUUUGAUUUGGAAAACAUGUCGAGCGGACAGCAUAUCAAUUUGAAACUCAUGAGAGGAGACUCCACUUCCUGGGGAUUCCGACUUCAGGGAGGAAAGGAUUAUGCGUUACCACUGUCUGUGGUCAAGGUAAAUCCAAAUAGUUUGGCGGCUCAGGCAGGUCUACAAAUUGGAGAUAUCAUUAUUAAGAUUAGUGGUACAAAUGCUGAAGAUAUAAGACAUAAAGAGGCUCAGGAAGCCAUAUAUAAUGCGGGGAACUAUCUCGAGCUUACUAUCCAACGAGGAGAUAUAAACAUAUGGAAACCGCAAGUGACACCCGUCGGUAAUAUGAAUCCCGGACAGACCACAUAUACAAAGACAUCAUUACAAAAGCCACAACAGACUUCACAGCAUAUCGGAAGUGAACACAAUGUAAAUGCAAAACCAUUUACCGGAGCGACGAUCCCGUCAUUAGUACACAAGCAGUACAACUCACCCGUCAAUCUAUACUCAGAGAAAAACAUCGCCGAAACUCUUGAAGCUCAUACUGAAGUACUGACUUCAGGUGCCAAAGGUAUAAACUUCAUGAGACCCGACGCCCCCAUCAACAAGGAGUCUGCUGUAUAUCAGAUGGUUCACGACGAAGAAAUAAGAAAAGCUAAGGGAGAGCCGUCAGUUUCACCGGAUAUAAGAAAUACAAAUCAGUCACAUACUAUGACCCGACACGUUGAAGCACCGGUAGACAGGCCGGCAUCGGAAAGACAAGAAAAGGCCAAUCAAAAUAUAUGUGCUGAAUGUGAACGCCUUAUUGUGGGUGUAUUUGUUAGGAUCAAAGACAAGUCACUUCAUGCCGAAUGCUUCAGAUGUGCCACUUGUGGGACAUCAUUGAAAAAUGUUGGAUACUAUUCAAUCAAUGAUAAACUUUAUUGCGAUAUUCACGCAAAACAAAUGGCAUCACUUAUGAAACCAAACGGUGGUAUUUCUCCCGUUCCUGUAAACAAUCAAAUUAAUACUUUAAGCGCCAAUUUAGCAAAAGCAACGAUUAGCCAACAAUAUAGUCAACCGCAGAGUCAACCGCAGAGUCAACCAUACAGUCAACCGCAAAGUCAACCAUACAGUCAACCGCAGAGUCAACCAUACAGUCAACCACAGAGUCAAACCCAGAGUCAGCCCUCAAAUAUUGGUGCCGUGCCUUAUCAAAGUACUGAAGGAAUGCAUCAAUUGAACUCUUCCUCGAGUUCUCAAUACAGCAAAGUUAUUCCCUCUGCGACUCCAAAGCCAGUGUAUAAUUCAGUACCAUUUUAUGGCAAUUCAUACGGCCAUCAAAACAAUACUGCGAGUGAUUCUUACCGUCCCUUUACAGGUCGUCCCAAAUUCCAAUGGCCUCCACCUACACAAUCAUUUGAUCCAUCAGGUGAUAGUAAUCCCUCCCAUUCCUAUAGAUAUAACACAACUGAUAAUUUAGGCCCACCUUUGAGGGAAAAUCCAGUUCGUAGAGAAAGACCAAAAUCAAUGGGGGAUUAUUCCUCUUCAUCCCAAUACUCUGCACAACCACUCUAUACCUCCUUAUCGGACGACCGUCAAAGAGCUUCAAAUUUUACGUCUUUUCCCCCAAACGGCACCCCCUCUAUAGCUACUUACGCCACUAGCUUUACACAGCACUCAACUACACAGCAAACCAAAGCACCGCCGACUGCUGCACCUAAACCACAAUUUAAUGCUCAAAAUUGGACAUCAGGGUCGACAUACGCGUCGUCUAUAAUUCCUGGUCCGGGACAGUCAACUAUACCCGGGUCACGACCAGCACCCAGACGUGGAAGAGGUCUAUUAAAAUCAGCCAUUACUGGAACCAGUAUUCCCAUAUGUGGCACAUGUGGAUCACCCAUUCGCGGUCCCUUUAUAGUUGCCCUCAACAAGGCUUGGUGUCCGCACCACUUCACCUGUGCUAAUGCUCGAUGCAAUCGAUCCCUUGAAGACAUUGGUUUUGUUGAAGAACAGGGAAAGCUUUACUGCGAGAACUGCUAUGAGGCAUAUCUGGCACCCAUUUGCUCCAAAUGUGGACAAAGAAUUAAAGAGGACUGUCUGAAUGCAUUGGAAAAGCAGUGGCACCCGGAGUGCUUCAGUUGCGCCUAUUGUAAGCGUCCGUUUGGCAACAGUUGCUUCUACUUAGAGGAAGGUUUGCCCUAUUGUGAGAAAGACUGGAAUGAACUCUUCACCACUAAGUGUGUCAGCUGUGGGUUUGCCAUCGAAGCCGGCGACCGAUGGGUUGAGGCACUGAACCAGAACUAUCACUCCAAUUGUUUUAUGUGUACCAUUUGCCACAAGAACUUAGAGGGACAGAGCUUUUACGCCAAAGGAGGUCGUCCUUACUGUAAAUCUCACGCCCGAUAAAACUAAAUCAAUAAUUAGCAAAAACGUCGAUAUAUUAUCAAU